GGCAGGGUCGCUGUGCGCGGGCGGAGGCGGGGUGGCUUGCCAUCUCCUCAGGCCGCCUCAGGAGGCAGGUCCCACAGGCGACCGGGCGAGCGAGGCCCGGGGCUCAGCGUCCCUGGGCCUUCAGCUUGCAGAGCAGCGUCGCCCCGCGCCCAGAGGCAUGGCGGGCGGACGCCGCGGCCUGCUGCGGACGGCGCUCCUGGUCGCCUGGGUGGCGGCGUUGGCGGCCGCCGAGCGCCCCGAACAGGCCCUGGUGCCGGCGGAGCCGAGCCGGGUGCAGCCCAUGACCGCUUCCAACUGGACGCUGGUGAUGGAGGGCGAGUGGAUGCUAAAAUUUUACGCCCCAUGGUGUCCAUCGUGCCAGCAGACUGAUUCUGAAUGGGAGACCUUUGCAAAGAAUGGUGAAACUCUUCAGAUCAGCGUUGGGAAGGUGGAUGUCAUUCAGGAACCAGGUUUGAGUGGCCGUUUCUUUGUCACCACUCUCCCAGCCUUUUUUCAUGCAAAAGAUGGGAUAUUCCGCCGUUACCGAGGCCCAGGAAUCUUUGAAGAUCUACAGAAUUACAUCUUGGAGAAGAAAUGGCAAUCAGUUGAACCUCUGACUGGCUGGAAGUCCCCAGCUUCUCUAACGAUGUCUGGAAUGGCUGGUCUUUUUAGCAUCUCUGGGAAGAUUUGGCAUCUUCACAACUAUUUCACAGUGACCCUUGGAAUUCCUGCUUGGUGUUCUUAUGUCUUCUUCAUCAUUGCCACUUUGGUUUUUGGGCUUUUGAUGGGUCUGGUUUUGGUGGUAAUAUCAGAAUGCUUCUACGUACCACUUCCAAGGAAUUUAUCUGAACAUUCUGAGCAGAAUCAGAGAUCAGAGGAGGCUCAAGGAGCUGAACAGUUGCAGGAUGCAGAAGAGGAAAAAGAUGAUUCAAAUGAAGAAGAGAAUAAGGACAGCCUUCUAGAUGAUGAAGAGGAGAAGGAAGACCUUGGGGAUGAGGAUGAAGCAGAGGAGGACGAGGAAGUGGACAAUGUGGCUGGUGGUGUGAAUGAGGAGAGGGGUGAUACCAGCGACCAGGGGCACCUGACAGAGGCCAGUGUGACCCAGGUGGAAGUGGAACCUGAGGAGACUGAAGCAGUCAGCCCUGAGCAGCCCUCCUCAGCUGACAUAGAGGUGGCCAAAGACUCCCUGAGGCAGCGCAAGAGUCAGCAGGCCAAUAAGGAACUGUAGAUUUCCUGACACUUUCAUCUGGUCUGCAGUUUAAACCAAAUCCUUACUAUCUCCCUGAAUAAGCAAGCUUCUUUCUUGAAAGAUGGCCAGUGUGAUAGUAAGCCUCAUGUAUCCUGUCCGAGGAGAAUCUUUCAGGCAUGACAAUCAGACAGAAAACCAGUGGUGUUAGGAUCUGUUUGGGGUCUUGGGAAAGUAGCAAAUUUAUUUAUCAGGCUCGAGUCUGCAGCCCCUCCCACGUUAGCACCUUCUAGAAACAAGGAGCCCCCACAGUGAAAGCAAAGCAGCUUCACUGAGCAUCCCUGAAGUGCGGCAGAGCUCUUACUUCCUUUCCACAUCAGACGUAUUCAUUUUCGUCAAUCUGUACAAAACAUCAGGCACCUCCGUGCAUGGACACUCUAACUGAAAGGGCAGGGCUCUGGGUAUAAAUUUAGGAAAGAGCUUGGAAGCCACCCAGUCUCUUGGGAUCACCUUUGUUAGGUUUUACUUUUUGCCUGCAUUUUUUCAGAUGUGUUACUAUGGCCUACAGAGUCCCACAGUCUUCACAGUUAAUCCUGUGAAGACUCAGCAAGACUGUGUGAGAGGACUCAGAUGGUAGCUGGGUCGAAACCACCACAUUCAUUCUGGCUGAAAGGUUUACAUGAGCCAUAACCAGAGCCCGUGACACUGAGUGCUGCGUGUCUCAAGUGAAGUGGGGUAACCUUCUGAGAUGCAGGAGGAAGUAGGAAUUUUAUAGAGUGGAUAACAAAGGUGUUUUGCCAACAUGCAAUAGAUUUAUUUUUCUUUCAAAAAAUUUCUUCAGUAAUUUUUUUUUUUUUAAGCCAGAAGUGCUCUGAGUCUUGCCAGUACAAGUUAGUUUUGUGAAGAAAAUGUGAAUGUUCUGUUGUUUUGUUUCUAUCUCAAGGUGUUCCCUAGCUUUUAAAACAGUUUAAUAAUAACUGAAAAAUCGUUUCUGGUUUUCCUUCAGUGAUGCGCUUUUGGUGAAAAACUUAAUGUAAGUCAGUAUUGGCAAGUGAAAGAAGACUUGAUUUUCUUUCCAUCUUCCCUAAUGUUCGAGAAAAUGAUAUCUUUGUGUGUCUCACUACUGAGUCUCCCAUUAGUACCCAGGGAGCCCAGUUUCUUUUACAAAUCCAUCCGUCUACUUCUCAGACCUGAUUUAUGUCUUAGAAUUCAUAAAACUAGAUUCCAAGCAUAUGAGAGAUGCCUGAAGUCAAUCCUUCACCCUUUGGGUGCAGACAGAAACAUGAGUACCGAUUUAUGAAAUUCAAAAAGUUUGUCAUCAUUAAAAAGGAGCUUGUGGUGCAUUUCUUUCUAGAUAUCCUGUGACUAUGGGCACAUCAAUGAGGGGGGAUCUGAAGCUCUGCCCUUUGCUGAAGCUGCUGCAAGUCUUGCUCAAUGGAGCUUCUCUGACAGUCAGAUCUCAGAGACUGUAUUUUCCAUCUUUCCCACCCAGUUAAUCCCCUCUUCUAGCACAGUGAAGGAGAAGCUAGGAGCUUCCAGGACUGUGCUUACAGAUGGCAUUGUGAACUAAACGUGAGGCCACUAAAGCACAGGGGAACGGGAGAGCCUUGACCUGUGCCCAUUUCCUGCCCCUCCUCUUGCUCCUGCCCCUGCAUCCUCCUCGCCCAGAGCACUGCACAGGCCUCUCUGGAUCAGCACUGAGCUGCGCUUGCCUUCUGUCAUUGCAUUUCUUACUCUCACAGUGAAUGGAAACAAAGUUUGAAAGAAUAGUGAGUUCAAGUUCAGGGUUAGAGAAUAUAGAAAGGUUUCAUAAUUUGGCUUUUUUAUAUAACAGCCCAUGCUCCAGUUUUUCAGUGGAAUAUUUGACUAGAGGGGAAGGCCUGCAGAAACAGAAUCUCCCUGUUGCUUAAACAGAUAAAGCCAGUUUCAGUUGUCCCCUAUGCUGUACCUCCUGUAGCAACAACAGAUUUGCAGUACUUCUAAAAGUUGGAAGGUGGGGAGAUGAGUAUCUUGGAGAAAAAGAUUCAGCAAAAGUUUAUCUGCUUAUGGGAAACCUUUUUUCCUGAUUUUUUUUCCUUUAAUAACAUCCUGGCAAAAAAAUUUUCCAACAAGUGACUGAAGUACAUAUCUAAUUUAAUUUUUUUCCAACUGAAGCCUUUAAGUUUGUUUUUAAUUCUUAAUGAAUAUAAAACUAAAUGGAAAAAAGUCAUUGGAAUAACUGAAAUUUAAAGCUAGCUCAGCACUUCAAUAGGGCAUUGAAUUUUUCCUGUUGAUAAUACAUGUAGGUGUCAAGUGCACAGAAACAUGAUUUUGCUUCAAAAAAUUAAAAACACAUGCUUCUAUUGCAUCACAGUCAUUUAAUUACAAUCAUGUAAUUAUAGAAUGCAUUUUAUAUAAAUUAAAAUUGGAUGAGUGAAACAAAAGUAAUGAUUGUGGAUGGGAGUGCACAGCACUUUAUGUGUGGGUAGUUGGAGAGGGUGACUUGUUAGUGACGGAAAGUAGCAUCAGAAAUACCUUUUUGUUGAUAUCUCUUGUUAUGGCUCUCUUGGUCUGCGGCCACACCAGUAUGCUCACCGCAACAGGACCCAGACAGCUCUUCUGCCUUUGGCUUUGAGGUGUAAUCCAUGAGUGACUAAGAACAGGGCCUGCUCAGCUCACAGGUUGUGUGCUACAUGGCUGCACUGACAGCCUCAUCUUGUGAAUAUGCUGGCUCUCUGUUUGCCAGAAAUAACCACUGGAGUAAAGGUAAGCAUGGGUGGCCACGUUGACUUUUGACAGUUGAGAAAGCCACAGUUUGACUUUUUAUGGCCGAAACUCCUUGUUAGCUCUGAUGUUGCUAUACUAUGUGAGGAUAUGUUAGUGUUCAGAACAGAUCCUGACAUACCUUCGGGGUAGAUGAUUAAAAACUGCUAUUUGAAGGAAGACUUACAUAGUACUUUCCAUUGGUAAGUCUUUUGGGUGUGAAUCUAGUACAGUACUUUAAGGAUAGAAAACAUUUAAGAGAAGAAAAGAUUGAAAAGAAGGGUAAACUUGAGAUUUUAGCAUGUGAUCUUUGGAGUAAAAUAAAAGAAAGGGAUUUGUGCUUUUGCUGCUGUGUCUCAGUAGAUAGUCUCUGUCCUUCAGCUUCAUGCUACAGUCUCCUGCCAGUAUUAUAGAUAUAUGGUAGACUUGUCCUGUCAGAAAUACCAACAUUUUGGGCAGUAUUCAUGUAAAUCUUUUGUGCCAACAAAAAGUUCCUUUUUGUGUAGUAUCUUUACCUCAGUCUUACAGUUUGAUCCUCUUGAGAAGCUUAUAGCUUGUCUUGCAGAAGCCAAGUAAUGGAGUCAUCAAGUCUGAGGAAACCUCACGGGGCAGUGUUUUAAACCCUGUUCCAAAGUAGGAGUUUCUGUUGAAAGCCUUUGAUAGCUUCAGCUAGGGAUGUGGCCUUCAGAUGACUUGUUCUCAGCCAGGUUUUAAGUAGACUGUGACAUUGUAUAUGUGUGACUUGUACAACUUUAACAUGUAUUUUGUGUAAUCACUUGUUACCAGACAGCUUCAUGGAAAUGCAAUUUUUAUACUAAAGAUAUUGCUUAUUUGUACUGUAAUAUGUUGUUAUUUAUAUUCCUUGUAAUCAUCUGGUUUAAUUAGCCCAGUGCAUUUAAAUUUUUUCUCUCUAUCCAUGUACUCUUUGCUUCCUCAAAUAACAUCUACAGCAAGUGAAAUGAGAAAUAUCAUUGGAAGCUGGACAUUACCUGAAUUUCACAUCUGAUCACAGAACUGUAUAUAAUUUUUGAUUCUAUAUGGUUUCAUUUUAUUGUAAGUUUCCAUUUUCAUCAAAGCAUAAUGACAGUAAUGACUAAGCAAAGACAAAAUGAUGUAUUGCUUUUCAUAUAAGUAUUUUCACAACCAUUUGGCUAGGCAGUUAAAAUAUUACUUUGUUAAAAAAUAUUUUUUCUCUGUA
Molecule: messenger RNA, 5105 nt
Organism: Cavia porcellus (domestic guinea pig)
Lineage: Eukaryota; Metazoa; Chordata; Mammalia; Rodentia; Caviidae
Gene: Tmx4
Product: thioredoxin related transmembrane protein 4
Exons: 8
Coding region: 158-1207 (349 amino acids)
Cellular component (GO): endomembrane system
Molecular function (GO): disulfide oxidoreductase activity
Source: RefSeq, a predicted model, not a curated record